CCUAUCAUUAUACAGUCCACUCAUUUAGUAACUAAAUUAAUUUUUGAAUAUGAACAUAAUAAAUUGAUGCAUGCCGGCCCUCAACUACUAUUGGCUACCAUCAGGGAAACUUACUGGCCGAUAGGCGGCCGCAACUUAGCAAGAAAAUGUUAUCGUCAAUGCGUACGUUGUAAUCGCAUGAAGGGUAAGACUUUUAACCCAUUAAUGGGAAAUUUGCCGCAGCAGCGACUUCAACCAGGUGGAUACCCAUUUGAUAGUGUAGGCGUAGACUAUGCAGGCCCUAUGGCUGUCGCUAAUCGCACAGGCCGUGGCUGUAGACUCACUAAAUCGUACAUUGCAAUUUUUGUAUGUUUCACGACCAAAGCGGUACACCUUGAGCUAGUGGGUGAUUUAACAAGUAAAAAUUACCUUCUCGCGCUGCGCAGAUUCAUCUCACGCAGAGGAAAACCCUCUCACAUAUUUUCAGAUAACGGUACCUCAUUCGUAGGAGCGGUUAACGAGAUUUCGAAAUUCUUGAAAGGCAAUUGUGAUUCAUUGGCUUCGGACAUGGCGCAGGAAAGUAUUAAUUUUCAUUUCAUACCUGCGUAUAGUCCUAAUUUUGGAGGUCUCUGGGAGGCUGGCGUUAAGUCAGUUAAAUUUCAUUUGAAUAGAGUGCUGGGAAAUUGUAAUCUUACGUUCGAAGAGCUCACUACCACUUUGGUGCAAAUCGAGGCGAUACUUAACUCUCGGCCACUCUCUCCGUUGUCAUCGGACCCCGCAGACCUGACGCCACUCACGCCCGGCCACUUCCUCAUCGGCCGCCCUCUCACCGCCCUGCCGAACUCCAGCUACGCAGACUGCCCCAUCAGCAGGUUAACACGAUUUCAACGCAUUGAGCAAUUACGCCAACACUUUUGGACGAGAUGGAGCAAAGAGUACAUUGCAGAACUUCAGCAAAGAGCCAAAUGGCAUUCAUGCAAGUACUCCCUAGAAGUCGACACGCUUGUACUGCUGAAAGAAGAUGGACUUCCACCUCUAAAAUGGAAACUUGGGCGCAUUGUCAAAGUCUUUCCUGGUGCCAGUGAUGGGAUCUGUCGAGUUGCUGACAUACAGACUGCAAACGGCAUCGUACGGCGUAGCUUCAGCAAGAUUGUUCCGUUGCUCCCAGAAGAAGACGUUUCGGUUGAAGGACGAGCCUUCAACGCGCGGGGGCAUGUUCGCGAUCGCGAGUGAUACCCUAUAUAAAAAUUGUGACAUUGACAGUGGUGCCAACCGUCGUACACCCUAUAUUUUAAGUUUCUCUCUCUGCCUUGUGGAACCGAUCAGUACACACGUCUGUUGAAAUUA
Messenger RNA from Ostrinia nubilalis (European corn borer), 1326 nucleotides. RefSeq lists its product as uncharacterized. NCBI's taxonomy places the organism in Eukaryota, Metazoa, Arthropoda, Insecta, Lepidoptera, Crambidae. Gene Ontology annotation, molecular function: nucleic acid binding. The transcript has a single exon. Gene Ontology annotation, biological process: DNA integration. Bases 67 to 1212 code for a protein of 381 amino acids. The record is from RefSeq and is a predicted model, not a curated record.